Messenger RNA from Papaver somniferum (opium poppy), 885 nucleotides. RefSeq lists its product as uncharacterized. NCBI's taxonomy places the organism in Eukaryota, Viridiplantae, Streptophyta, Magnoliopsida, Ranunculales, Papaveraceae. The record is from RefSeq and is a predicted model, not a curated record. Bases 1 to 885 code for a protein of 294 amino acids. The transcript is spliced from 2 exons. Gene Ontology annotation, molecular function: RNA-DNA hybrid ribonuclease activity; nucleic acid binding.
AUGAAAGUUGCAGAAUUCAUUGAUCUCAACACAAGAAGUUGGAAUAUUGGACUUCUUCAAGAUUACUUUACUCAAGACCAAGUGGAAGAAAUUCUAAAUAUUAUUCCUCUCACUCAACUAGAAGAUAAGAUGAUCUGGUCCUUAACAACAAAUGUCAAUCAAAAGCUUAACAGAUACAACCCAGCCUAUGAUGACAUAUGCUCUAGAUGUCAAGAAGAAGAGGAGAGCACUACUCACAUGCUUAUUCACUGCAAUUAUGCCAGAAGCAUUUGGAAUGCUAUCUUCCCAGAUAUUACUCAAGAUCUCAGUAACACUGAUAAUAUUCAGCAUUGGAUAAAAACUUGGGACAAAAAAGAUUCUACAAUCAAUUUUGGGAGACAAAGCAAUGUGAAUCUCAUUGUGAUCACAAUGUGGUUCAUAUGGAAGACCAGAUGUGAGCUAGUUUUUGAAGGAAAACAUUGUUCCAUCAACAAUCUGAAAGCCAGGGUCUAUAAUUAUUGCAAUGAGAAUAAAAUACAUACUGACAAUCAAUUGAUUCAGUUGCAGGUUUUAAGAUCCAGGAGCAAUAAUAUGGAAAACAGAAGACAUAACAUGAAUAAAUGGUCUCCUCCUUUAAGGGGAAGACUGAAAAUUAAUAUAGAUGCUUUUGUUUUGCCUGGUAACCAUUAUGCUGGAAUUUCUCUAAUAAUAAGAGAUUUUACAGGUCAAUUGGUGGAGGCAUGGACACUGGUAGAGAGAGUUAGGGAUAUAACUCAGGCUGAAGCUGUUGCGGCACUUAAAGCUCUGCAAUGGAUCAUUCAACUUCAAAUUCAGAAUGUUAUUGUGGAAGGUGAUAACAAGAAAGUUAUGGACAGUAUCAAUGGCAUGUGCAAUAUCUCUCCCUGA